GAGAGAGAGAGAGAGAGAGAUCCUCUCACUGUAACAAUAUACAUCCUUCUUUUCCUCCAUCAAAAAAGAUUUGAGAGAGAGAGAGAGAGAGAGAGAGAGAGAGAGAGAGAGAGAGAUAUGGAUUCUGGGUCUGGUGGUGGGGCCUCCUUUCUAAGGCAACUAAGUGGUAGAGAUAAGAAGAAUUCUUCAAAGAGAUGGUCCAAGAAAGGCCCAAGUGAGAAGACAAUGAAACAGAUGGAAGGUCUCAACACAUGUGACAAUGGUGGAGUGAUGGUGAGGAAGAGAGUGAUGGUGAUCAUUGAUCAAUCCACACGUGCAAAGCAUGCCAUGAUGUGGGCACUCACACAUGUGGCCAAUAAGGGAGACCUUCUUACUCUCUUACAGAUCAUUCCUCCUCAAAAGAAAGCUCAAAGGAAGAGAACAAGGCCUUAUUUUGCUGACUCUUCUUCACCUCAUCUUGCUAACUCACUUGCAUCCCUUUGCAAGGCUUGCAGACCAGAGGUGGAAGUUGAAGCUUUGCUGAUCCAAGGGCCCAGAUUAGCCACAGUCAUCAGCCAAGUCAAGAAGCUGGGAGCUUCUGUUUUGAUCUUGGGCCAGCACAAGCAUUCCCCAGUCAGUUGCUUUUUCCGAGGUAGGAGUGAGAAUUUUGUGGAGCAGUGCAUUAACAAUGCAGAGUGCCUGACCAUGGCUGUUAGGAAACAAAGCAGGGAUGUUGGUGGUUACCUCAUCAGCACUAGAUGGCAGAAGAACUUCUGGCUCCUUGCUUAGGUCUUGCAUACAUCAACAUAUUUGGGAAUGAAAAAAAAAUGGCCCACAUGAUAAAAUGUUCCCUGUAUAAAGAUAGUUAUAAUUGAAUAUUUAGUUAAGCCUAUUGGUGAUAUUUUAAA
Magnolia sinica is the source of this 887-nucleotide messenger RNA. RefSeq lists its product as uncharacterized. The coding region runs from base 118 to 768 and encodes 216 amino acids. The record is from RefSeq and is a predicted model, not a curated record. The transcript has 3 exons. Lineage: Eukaryota; Viridiplantae; Streptophyta; Magnoliopsida; Magnoliales; Magnoliaceae.